AUGACACUGGGCCAGCAGGCCCAGAGCGCAGAGCGAGACUGCGCUGGAGCGUCAGGCUGCAAGCCGUCCAGGGCUCAAGCCUGCCUCCCCUGCGACGGGGCCUUGGGUGGGCUCAGUCUCUGGAGCUGGCUGCGGGGAACUCGAGUCCUGGAGUCCGGAGACCAAGGAGACAAGGUAGAGCCUGGGCUGAGUGGGAGCCCUAGGCCUGGCCCUAACCCUAACCCUAACCCUAACUCUAACCCCAGGACUGGGGCAGGGCAGAGUCUGGGCUUAGAGCUUUGCGGGGAGCAAAGGCUGGCUAGGCCUGGAUGGGUGGAGUGGGGUGGUGGUGUGCACACACCAGUUUCAGUAUUUCUUCUCUCUCCCCAACUCACCCCACCCGUAGCCCUUGGGUCAGAUCUACUACAGGCAGGUGCUAAAGAAAUCCGCAGACCUCCAGCCCAAGGCCUGUGUCACUGCAGCCAGGUAGAAGUGGUGAAAAAGUAUAUUGAAUAUCACUUGGAAAAAUAUGGCUUCCAGGCACCCAAGCAUGAUGGGAAGCUAUAUUUCAGUGACGUCUCUGAUAGCCUUGAAUUGCCAGGAGAAAGCAGGACACACAGUUUUCUGGGAGUCACAGGAUAUUGGUGCUCAAAAGAACCACUUACUAAGAUGCCCCACCUUUUAUUCCCUUCGAGUUUUGAGACCUUAGUUAGGGCUGGGAGCAUGUAUUUGGAAGUGAUAGGAAUAUCACUAUCUCCUGUUGGUAGGAAGGACAUGGAAUGUGAAGAAGAGGAUGAGAAACCAUUUUCCUGGGUGAGAAAGAGGAGCGGCUAACUCUUCCUACCAGGAAGUCCACUGCCCUGAGAGGAGGAAAGACAAUGGUGUGAGGCCUGGCAGCAGCAACCAGCAUAGCCAGCCCUCUUCCUGGCUUGGAGACCCCUGCUGGGUGCUAGUCUGGCGAUAAGGGAGCCCAGAUCCAGGUAGACCUCUUCAUUUUAGAGAGGUGGAAACUGGGCCAUCGAGGCAAGGCCACCAGUAAGUUACUGCAGUAAAGGGAGUGGGUCAAAAGACUGCCCUUCAUGAAUGUAAGGUCUGUGCCUGUCGUGUCUACCCUUCUGUUUGCAGUGACCAACAAUAAAUAGUAAGAGUGUAAAUACAUGUUUAAUGCAUUCAUUUUCUUUCUUUUUUUAAUAUAUAUAUUUUUACUGAUUUCAGAGAGGAAGGGAGAGG
Molecule: messenger RNA, 1209 nt
Organism: Myotis brandtii (Brandt's bat)
Lineage: Eukaryota; Metazoa; Chordata; Mammalia; Chiroptera; Vespertilionidae
Exons: 5
Coding region: 1-813 (270 amino acids)
Source: RefSeq, a predicted model, not a curated record